Molecule: messenger RNA, 1835 nt
Organism: Betta splendens (Siamese fighting fish)
Lineage: Eukaryota; Metazoa; Chordata; Actinopteri; Anabantiformes; Osphronemidae
Gene: ranbp1
Product: RAN binding protein 1
Exons: 6
Coding region: 147-803 (218 amino acids)
Biological process (GO): positive regulation of mitotic centrosome separation; nucleocytoplasmic transport
Cellular component (GO): nuclear pore; centrosome; cytoplasm
Molecular function (GO): GTPase activator activity
Source: RefSeq, a predicted model, not a curated record
CUGUAGCUCUAUGGGCGCGGGUAUACGUAGGAAAUCGGCGCGCGAAAGCUAUAGCAGGAAGUGAGAGCAGCUGAAAGGAAACGGCGGCCAGUUUAGGAUUUGAAUCUAUCAAACUACUUCCAUAAUCUUCAAACAUCUACAAUAAUAUGGCAGACCCGAAGGACCAAGAUGACCACGACACCACUGCAGAUAGUGCAGAAGAUGCUAACCAUGAUCCCCAUUUCGAGCCCAUUGUGUCCCUCCCUGAGCAGGAUGUGAAAACAUUAGAGGAGGAUGAGGAGGAACUCUUCAAAAUGCGGGCUAAACUAUAUCGUUUUGCCUCUGAGAACGACCCACCAGAGUGGAAGGAGAGAGGAACUGGUGAUGUGAAGCUGCUGAAACACAAAGAGAAGGGCACAAUUCGCCUCCUGAUGAGAAGAGACAGAACCUUAAAGAUUUGUGCCAAUCAUCACAUUAAACCUAUGAUGGAGCUGAAGCCCAAUGCUGGCAGUGACAGGGCUUGGGUGUGGAACACACUGGCAGAUUAUGCAGAUGAAUGCCCCAAACCUGAACUCCUGGCAAUACGCUUUUUAAAUGCAGAAAAUGCUCAGAAGUUCAAGGUGAAGUUUGAUGAGUGCAAGGAGGAGGUCAAAAAACAUCUAGAAGGCACAGGCAACUCCGAGAGUGCAAACAAGGUUGCAGAGAAGCUGGAGGAGCUUUCUGUAAAAGACAAAGUAUCAGAGGUAAAGAAAGAAGAGGACAAAAAGGAGACUGAAAAGAAAGAAGAUGAGAAAAAAGAGGUGAAGGCUGAGGAGAAGAAUUGAAAACCAAGAACUUGCUUUGCUGAUCUUCAAUUUAUCAGUUUUCCUCUUUUUCUACAAUAGACUGAAUGAACUGAAUUUGGACAGUUGCAUAUUAGUUUUUUUUUGUUUGUUUUUUUAAUCUGUUUUGCCUCAAGAUCACAAGUCCUUGAUGCCACUUGGGAAAAAUAUAAGAAAGUGAAUUUAUGUAAAAACCCCUUCCCAUCAUUUUCUCUUUUUGCAUCAUGCAAUGCCACACUUUCCAUCCUUGCCAUCUACAGUUCAAUGUUACCUUUGAUUAACUGUGAAAAGAGGCUUGUGAUAGUGAUAAGUCCCACAUUGGGGUGUUUUUGUUUUUUUUGUUUAGUUAUAUUAAAGCAGUUUGUAUGUAGGGGGAGAGGAUAAUGUAGCCUGCUUGUUGGCAGCACAGUGUCAGGGACCAGGUGUUGUAGAGGUGCAUUAUAAAUACGUAAUCCUACAAUGCAUCUUGGUGGACCUCGUUACCCUGUCCAGUGUCAAGCUCUCACCAUUAGACACAGCAAGUAUGACGACAGCGUUUCAGUGGAUGCCUUGUAGACUUACGACUCCUUCCAUCAGUUCUCAUAGGAACUGAUGGAAAGACAUUUUCUCGGCAGUCGAGGGGCAUCGCUGUGUGCUCCAGAUAGCAGUGUCCACUGAUAAGAGAUCAGAUGCACUUAGCUAAAAAUUCUUUUUCUUUUAACUAAGUCCCAUGUGAACGGUUCACAAAAUAUGAUGCAGCUAUGCUCUGACUUCAGUUCCUCUUCAAGUAAUCCAGUUUGCAUUCUUUAGAUCAUAACAUUCCCAGACUUUAAAGCAUGUAGAGUAUAUGUAACAGAGUGUGCCCUAUCUGAUCUGUGUGCUUAACACCCUGUCCUUUAUUUUUCCACUAAUUGACUUCUUAACCUUGCCUCUAAAGUGCAUCUAAGUGCCAGUGCAUCUGUAAAUACAUGUACAUGGAUGAAAUGUUACUUUUCAUUUGCACUUAAAUGAUUUGAAAUGUUUCCUCCACCUUCGAAUAAAAGUUGUCAAAGACCA